AUGUUCCGCAAAAUCUAUUUGAGCGUACUCCGGUUGAAUUCAGCUGGUCCCACCGGGGGCUGGGCGAAAGGUGCUGCACAAUUUGUUCCUACUGGUCGCCGGUUGAGGAACGAAGAGGUCACCGUAGCCUCCCUUCGGGUCGAGGUACGGGACUGGUCUUCCUUCGUGCCCUCCCCUAGGGUUGAGGAACGAAGAGGUCUCCGUAGCCUCCCUUCGGGUCGAGGCACGGGACUGAUCUGCCCUUCGUGCCCUCCCCCUGUGUUGAGGAACGAAGAGGUCUCCGUAGCCUCCCUUCGGGUCGAGGCACGGGACUGGUCUUCCUUCGUGCCCUCCCCUAGGGUUGAGGAACGAAGAGGUCUCCGUAGCCUCCCUUCGGGUCGAGGCACGGGACUGAUCUGCCCUUCGUGCCCUCCCCCUGUGUUGAGGAACGAAGAGGUCUCCGUAGCCUCCCUUCGGGUCGAGGCACGGGACUGGUCUUCCUUCGUGACCUCCCCUAGGGUUGAGGAACGAAGAGGUCACCGUAGCCUCCCUUCGGGUCGAGGCACGGGACUGGUCUUCCUUCGUGACCUCCCCUAG
Molecule: messenger RNA, 576 nt
Organism: Penicillium verhagenii
Lineage: Eukaryota; Fungi; Ascomycota; Eurotiomycetes; Eurotiales; Aspergillaceae
Exons: 2
Coding region: 1-576 (191 amino acids)
Source: RefSeq, a predicted model, not a curated record